Messenger RNA from Metarhizium brunneum ARSEF 3297, 678 nucleotides. RefSeq lists its product as uncharacterized. Gene Ontology annotation, molecular function: nucleic acid binding. The record is from RefSeq and is a predicted model, not a curated record. NCBI's taxonomy places the organism in Eukaryota, Fungi, Ascomycota, Sordariomycetes, Hypocreales, Clavicipitaceae.
AUGCGCCGGCCGAGAGACGACUCUGAAGAUGACGAGAUUCCGCUGCACCACAAGAAGCCCUUUGGAUCUGGGUUGAAGCGCAACAAGAUCGAGUUUGUGCGCGCCACGGAAUCAGACGACGGCACAGCAGCCGUCUCAAAGCCCCGAGUAGCGACUGCCAUUGGCGACUUGUAUGCGAGCAUAGUUUUGGGCGAUGGUCAAGUCAACUCUGUUUCUGCGCCGGCAACGACAACAGCCAGCCCCCAACCAGACGUAUGCCCAGUCUGCUCUCUUCCCAUCACCACGUCAUUGAAGGAACAUGAAGCAUCACUGGCUCAUCAAGUAAGCAUGCCUCACUCACAUCCACCGUCGGCACUGGACCGGUCACGAAUGGGCUUGCGAGCCCUGAAGUCCCAAGGAUGGGACCCGGAUGCGCGACGUGGUUUGGGCGCGGAAGGCGAGGGAGUGCGAUAUCCCAUCAAGACAAAGGCCAAGGAUGAUAACCUGGGCAUCGGUGCGGCCGAAUUACUCGAGAGGCAGAAACAGGAGGCCAGGGAGCCACCGCCCCGCAAGUUGACGGGCAAGGAACUGAAGCAGGCUAUGGCAAAGGAGAAACAAAGGGCGGAGCGGCUUCAGGCAGAAAUCUAUGGCAGAGUUGACGUGGAGAGUUAUCUGCGACGGCAAAUGGACGAUGAAUGA